UCUCUUAACUGUUAACUGACAAAAUUCAAUGGCGUUACCACUAGUUUUCUGCUCUUCCACUGUAAAUCCCAAGUCCUUCCUUGCUUACCCAAACCUUACUUCCUUAGCUAAUAAAAACAACAGCUCAAAUUCCAUUAUGUUUAGUUCUGUGAGUCCAAUUAGGGUAAAAAACUAUUUUCUUCAUUUCCCUUGCUACUCAAGAACAAGAACAUAUUUUUCUCCUUCUAACUAUCAAGAUUUAAACGAAGAUGAAGAAGAAGAUCUGGUUCAAGAUCUUAGAGUUCCUAGUCAUUGGUUGACCCCUUCAAAUGCUCUUCAGGAAUCUGAGUGGCUUAAAGUAGUGUUGCAUAAAUGGUUAGACGAUGAAUAUUGCGUCGAGGAUACAAAUGUAGAAAUUAGUGAGGUUGCAGCCAAAUCAUACUAUGAAUCUUUGGUAGUACGGAAAGAGGCAGACCUUGGAAUGAUCUUAUUACAGAUGGCAAGAGAUUUAGAAUCUAUAUCUUAUCAGGAAAGCUUUCAUGGAGCUUUCUCAUCAGCAAACGCAGCAAUCCAACUAAUCUCUCAACGGAUCGAGCAACAAUAAAUCUAGCUCCUAAAAAUACAAUGUGGAGAAAUCAUUCUCACCUUAGCCCUGUUUAAUAUGCAUUUAUCCGUAAGUUUAUUAUGUACAUCUUUGCUCGCUUUCUCAUUUAAUAUGUUAAAGUGUGACCCUGUUCAACACUAUCCGUACUCAUGUGUAUGAUCUCCGGAAUCCGAUUUUGUCCAUUCUGUGUAGCAAGUGUUUCAGUGAUUUCUCAAUUUAAUACUGAUGAGAUUUUAAGAUCAGUGGCUAACUAUGUAUUCAACCAAUCAAAUAAAAAUGUCAAAUUAGUACUUGUACGCA
Papaver somniferum (opium poppy) is the source of this 883-nucleotide messenger RNA. RefSeq lists its product as uncharacterized. The coding region runs from base 29 to 583 and encodes 184 amino acids. Lineage: Eukaryota; Viridiplantae; Streptophyta; Magnoliopsida; Ranunculales; Papaveraceae. The record is from RefSeq and is a predicted model, not a curated record. The transcript is spliced from 2 exons.